Centropristis striata (black sea bass) is the source of this 1286-nucleotide messenger RNA. It is a transcript of the gene ptf1a, whose product is annotated as pancreas associated transcription factor 1a. The record is from RefSeq and is a predicted model, not a curated record. Lineage: Eukaryota; Metazoa; Chordata; Actinopteri; Perciformes; Serranidae. Gene Ontology annotation, molecular function: protein dimerization activity; RNA polymerase II transcription regulatory region sequence-specific DNA binding; DNA-binding transcription factor activity, RNA polymerase II-specific. Gene Ontology annotation, biological process: developmental process; regulation of transcription by RNA polymerase II.
GAGACAGGGGGCGGGGCCUACUGGGACAUUAUCUCGAGGUGCGCCUCGCGGACAGAGCUCUGAUUGGUUGGCACUUCUGGCAAGCGGCACGCGACUGUGGAUGUCGCUAUAAAGAAUCCUCGCGUGCCGGUUCUUGAACUAAACUAAGUGUUGACGGUGAGCAGCACACAGAGACACAGAGCUGAUAAAAGGAGAAACACUGCGGCAUUGUCAGCGGACAACAGGACACAAAGAUGGACAGUGUGCUGGACCCUUUCUCUGGACUCGACUCUUUCUCCUCCCCUCCUUAUUUCGACGAUGACGAGUUUUUCACCGACCAGUCCUCGAGAGACGGACACUUGGACACGGAUGACUUUUUGGAUGACGAUGUGGACUUCCUCGCCAGUCAUUUCCAAGACUAUUACAGCAAAGACGGCGGUCACAGAGCAGCGCAACACGAUGGAGACUACGACAUCGGCAACUUGUCCUUCUCCUCCUCGUCCUCCACUUUCUCCUACGGAUGCGCAGACAGCACCCCGGACCUGUCCCCUCACGGCGGGCCGCUGCUGAAGCGGAGGAGGCGGAUGCGCUCUGAUAUGGAGAUGCAGCAGCUGAGGCAGGCGGCCAACGUCAGGGAGCGGCGCAGGAUGCAGUCCAUCAACGACGCGUUCGAGGGUCUCCGCUCCCACAUCCCGACCCUCCCCUACGAGAAGAGACUGUCCAAAGUGGACACGCUGCGGCUCGCCAUCGGCUACAUCAACUUCCUAGCUGAGCUGGUUCAGUCUGAUCUGCCCAUCAGGAACUCCAGCAGCGAGACGCACGCACAACCCAAGAAGGUCAUCAUCUGUCACAGAGGAACAAGGUCUCCCUCCCCCAGUGACCCAGACUACGGCCUGCCUCCCCUGGCCGGUCACUCUCUCUCCUGGUCGGAUGAAAAGCAGCUCCGGGAGCAGAACAUCAUCCGCACCGCUAAGGUCUGGACACCGGAGGAUCCCCGAAAAUUGCACAACAAACCGGGCGUUACUGACAUUGAAAACGAGCCUCCUUUCGGCCUGGUGGCCUGAACUAAAAGCCCAGAGACCCUGUGGCUCUUCCUGUAAACCGCACAUUGUUAAUGUGAAGACUGAUAAUGUUAAUGUGCACUUGAACGCGCAUUGCAAAAAAUGUGAACACCAUGUGAGCUUACUGUACAGUUUGUUUUCAGUGUUGUAAAUAGUUUUAUCAUGUUGAUAAUGUUAUUUUUUUAAUUGAUAAUGUUGGUAAUACAUGUUGAUAAUGUUAUUUUCAUAAUUCAGGCAGCUGGCAAU